Amphiprion ocellaris (clown anemonefish) is the source of this 4518-nucleotide messenger RNA. RefSeq names its product transmembrane protein 201 (gene tmem201). Gene Ontology annotation, cellular component: nuclear inner membrane. The coding region runs from base 61 to 2049 and encodes 662 amino acids. The transcript has 11 exons. Lineage: Eukaryota; Metazoa; Chordata; Actinopteri; Pomacentridae. Gene Ontology annotation, biological process: nuclear migration along microtubule. Gene Ontology annotation, molecular function: lamin binding; actin filament binding. The record is from RefSeq and is a predicted model, not a curated record.
UAACAAAAGCAGCAGCUGGCCUCGUGUUCUGCUGCUCCGUGUUUUUGCGGUAUAAUUAAAAUGCAGGGUUUAAUUUCGGUGCACAUGGAGACGUUCAACAAGCUGCUGCUGGAAUAUCCCGGGUUAAUGUACAGCGGAGUCGGAGCUACUGCGUUUGUAGCCGGCGGAGCGCUGAUAUACAAAAUAGCCACCAGAAAGAAGCCCACUCAUGCAAAUGUUAACUGCUGGUUCUGCAAUCAGAAUACAGUGGUGCCCUAUGGGAACAGGAACUGCUGGGAUUGUCCCAACUGUGACCAGUACAAUGGCUUCCAAGAGAAUGGGGAUUACAAUAAACCCAUCCCAGCUCAGUACAUGGAACACCUGAAUCACGGUGUAUCUGGAAGCCUUCCUUCAUCUGAGACACCCAAGACUCUGCAGUGGGUGAACUCUCAGAUGCUGCUGUGCAGGAAAUGUAAUAAUAACCAGUCUGUAAAGAUCAAGCAGUUGGCCUCAUAUAUCCCAAGGGAUGAUGAGAACUACGAUGAGGAAAUUGAAGCCUACAAACACCACCUGGAGCAGACUUACAAGUUAUGCAGACCAUGUCAGACAGCAGUGGAGUAUUAUGUUAAAUAUCAAAACCGCCAGCUUCGUACAGUGCUCCUAAACCAUCAGCUUCGGCGUACCAGAGAAUCAGACAUGGGGUUUGUUAAAAGCUCCCAGUCUGUGUCUUCUCCCACGGGGGUCAUACUGCUCCGGAUCCUUGCCUUCCUGAUAUGUGCGUUCCUCCUUGCUACGUCCUUCUUUGGGUUUCCAGAUCAGCGUGCAUCGCCUAGCGGCCUACAGACUUUAAGUGGUGGGGUCAUUCCUCCUAAGCCCCAGAAUGAAUCCACCUCCAACAACGACACGGUAUCACCACCUGUAUGGCAAAGUUUGCUGGAUUUGCUCCCAGACAAGGCCGUAGAAAAUACCAAGCUGGUUUGGCAGCAUGGAAGAGAUCACCAGCUGGCUGUGGUUUCUGUUGGACUCUUGACUUGUCUCUCUGCCAUUUUCUUAGCAGGACCUAUGAGGUUGAGGAGAAUUGAUGCCGUAUCAUCUGUCCUGUGGUUUUUCAUCCUGUGCCUCUACCUGGCUGAGGUCUACUUCACUGCUGCCUUGGAUUGGAUGGACACCGCGAAGCUCGUUACCAUCUCCCUCUGUUGCCUUGUCAGCUUUGCUGCCGCGGCGGCAACUCGCAAACCGCUGAGUCCACGGCGAGCCAGAUAUCGAAGAUACCUUUCAGGCAGCUCUGCCGGCGCCCCCUUCAGCAUCCAGCCUCCGCUGCACUCUCCCGACCUGGCAGAAUCCUUCAUCCCCAUGCCGCCGCCCAACCUCUCCAAGCUCAUCAACCGUCAGCACUGUCCUCGUGAGCGCAAGGCUUCCCCCUCCUCUCUGCCGGGGCGUCUCAGCAGGGCCCUCUGCCUCGGCACGAUGCCCUCCCUCACCAGGACAGGUUCUGGUUAUCUGUUCAGUGGAAGCCGACCAGCCUCACUGUACAAAGACUCACCUUCUUCAGACUACUUUUCACUGAAGUCUGGAAGCCGCCCAUCAUCCCCAGGACCCUCUCCAACUCCUUCAGUAGCCGAAUCGGUAACGUCCAGUUCCGGUUCUGCCAGACAUCGCCGUCCCCUCAUCUGCCCCGCUCGCCUCAACAUCAGCGGGCAGAAACUCCGGCUGUUCUCAGCGGACCCAGAACCAAUAUUCAUGUCCCCGCCUGUGUCUCCAUCACAUUUCUUCACAGAGCCAACUCCUUCCAUUUACAGCGGCCGGUUUUCACCUGACAUAUCACCCUUCCAAAGUCAAAAUGAUUUGAGCUCCUUGUUAAGAGCUGGAAGUGUGAUUGGCGAGGAAGCAAAACAAAGCAGCUCCUCUGAGUCCUCAGCAUGCCGGGUUGGCACGACAACGCAGGGUCUGGAUGGCAUCCCUCCUCCAAAAGGUUUAACAAAGCGUCUUGUGUGGCCAGGACUCCUGUUAGCGAGCCUCACUGCCAACCUGUUCUUCUCCUGCCUGUACAUGUACCACAACUGGACUUGAAGUGUUGAACGGGUGUGUUGACUGGACCACUGGGCCUUGACAAGCCUGUUGUCUCUGUAGAGCAGGAGGUCCUUCAGCAGCAGCAGCAGCAGAAACAUUCACCUCUCUGAUAGUUGUUGUGUGCUGGUGAUUGCAGACGUCUGCUGACACAUUUUCAGCAACAACCCAGUUUACUGGAGUUACAGGAAAAUGAGGAGUUUGAAUUUAUCAUUCGUUACUGCUUAAACAUAAUUUGUCUUUUGUCUUUUGGUCACUGCUCCUCUUAUGUAAAGGUGCAACUGAUUGAGGAGAGUGAAUUCAUGCACUGACGCUUAACGGCUUUUUAAAACCUUUUGCUGUGAAAUGUGCAAUAAACACGUACUGUUCAGUAGAUGCUGUUUGGGCACAAACGGUCAUGUCUUACCUACUUAUCUGGAUUGUAAUGAGGGCGUUAGUUUCCCUAACUGAGGAACAUUUUUGGUUUUCUCCGAGAGCCAAAAUGGCGAAACAUUAGGCAGCAUGUUUUGUAGUUUUGCUUUUUUGAUAUGUCUGUACAGAGUCUUCAGUCGUCCGGGUGUCAAUCCUCAGUGUUUCAGCAGAAGGCAACUGAGUUUUGCUUUUUUUUCUCAUCCUUCCUCAGUUCUAAACAACUGAAUGGGAUUCCCAGGUAGUUAUUCUAAACAACAAAUACUCACAGUCUGUUAACACAAGGCUCAAAAUGUGAAUCGUGGAAGAACUGCCUGAGGAGGGAUUUUAAGGCUGCAUUAUAAGUACCUGAGAAGUGAUGUGUUAAACCUCCUCUGUUCAGUGAUUGCUGUCUUACUUAACUUCACUCCAGGUAUCUUCCUUCUCUGUCCAGAAUGUAGAGAUCUCUGUCAACAAACGAGUGUCCCUUGUUAGGAAGGUUAAGACAAGUCUCUAAAGGAUGAAGGAAGCUUCCUUUAGGACAGCAAUGUGCUUUUAUUGAAGCACUGAGUUUUUUUUUUUUUUUUAAAUAUUUGUACAGAUUUUCACUUUGCGAUGUCACAGAACUGGUGUUGUCUGUUAAAGAGUGGUGCUCUCUUCUGUUGUUUUGUAACCCAGUUUAGAGGUCAACAUUCUUAACACUACGUUCGUUUUAUACAGUCACUUACUACAGAAAUGCUUCUGUUUUACCACUCCAGGUUGUCAUCUCCUCCAGUUAUCCUUUACACUGACUAGAUUGUAAGAGGUAGAACUGGUAAGAUGAAGUGCAAUACAGAACAGCUGAAUUCUAAUUCAUGAAAAGAAAUCAUGUUUAUGUGAUGGCAGCAUAAGGGCCUGUUCAUGCUUUCUGUAGGCUUUAAGCUUUACAAAGUGGACUGAACUACAGAUUGGGCUGCAGUAAAUACGGCUGAGGUGUGUCGAGCAGGCGAACAUAGCACAGGAUCUCUGGAGAAUUUAGAGCUUCCUGCUGUGUUUGGGCUCCUCCAAAGUCCUGCAGCGAUUAAUUUAAUUCUAACUCUUAGUACUGGACUGUAAAGGCAUGGGUUUAUGUUGUGUGUACCCUCUGCUGAUACGGAAAGCAUGAAUUGGCCUUAAGGAAGUCACAGAGAGAUUUUACUCCUCAGCUGUGAAGUAAUGAACACAGGACUUUCUCUACAACUGGUAGUCAAACUUUUUGGAAAUGUUUUUGCACUUGUUUUUCUGAAUCAUAUUUUCAGUUACUUGUGUUUGACUGUUGCUUUGAAUGUGUGAUUUAAAGUAGUUGUUUGAGAUGAAGAGCACAGAAUUUUUGUUAUUGUUUAAAUGUUAAAUGCAGGAUUUACAAAAAGUUGUACAUUUUUAAUACUUAAUCUGUGUAUGAACAGGUUGCAGUUUGUGUUGAAUGACUAUCCUUGAUUUCUGAAUAUGGAAUAAUUUGAUUCUCUUCGGGUAACUACUCUGUUAUGCAAUUCUUAAUGCUAAUUUGUGAUAAUUUCAGGUUUGAUUGAAGUUAUUUUGAGCCAAAGUUUAAAAAAAGUACUGAAAAUUAUGUAAAAAUGUGUGUGUCUGAAUAAGUAAAACUUGCUACUGAAAACCAGUGUCCUAUGGUAGAUAUGGAAUACUAUCAUUAGACCACAGUAUGGGUAAUAGAUUUGAAAGCUAUUUUUCCUCUUUAUGCUGUAUACAGAUGUGUGCUUAUUUCUUCUCUAAAGAAGACUCGUUUUUGGAAGAUCAAGAUACACGUUGAAAUGUAAAAUGUUCUUUUUCAGUCGAAUGAGACAAACUGUUCUUUUCAAAAUAAAUUCAUUUUUGAAUUUGUAUUUAAAGUGUAAUUAAACUAUGUUGAUCAUUAAGUCAAAUCAAAGAUUGUCCGUUUCAGGCUCUUUGACAAUAAGUAUGAGUGUGUUGUUCUCUUUGAUAUUUUCACUAAUUGCUUUGAUGGCUUGUUAUUCCACUGUGUUCAGCAAAUGUUUGGUCUGUAACUGUAUGCAAUGACUUUAGCUUCAUCUGCUCUUGUACUUUUACAAUAAAGUAUCUUUUCCUUAA